UUUACGCCGAGAAGAGAGGCAUCAGAGGCUGGCUCGGCGCCCGGCAGGCGCGUCUGCGCACAAUCUCGAACACUCUUGACACUCCUCGGGGGAACUUCUGCCGUGUCGGCUCCUUUCUGUACUCAAGCGGGAAUCGGCUUGAGCCGGUGGGCGAUGGCCGCGAUUUGGCACCUUGCACUUCUUCUGUGUAUGCUCUUCGUCCAAGUUCAGCCAAGUUUUGCAUCAGAAGCAGACAUGUACACAAUUAAAGACAAUGCAGGCAUAACUAUUCACUGCAGAAAAUGCUCAGCCGGGCAAAAAGUUGUAAAUGACUGCACUGCAGAUAAAGAAACUGAAUGCGAGGAUUGUGAAAGCGAGACGUACAUGGAUUACCCUUCAAACAUGAAGAAAUGCUUAACUUGCCGGAAACCUUGUGGAGAGUAUGAAGAGGAAAGCUUGUCAUGUACAAGGACACAGAAACGGGAGUGCAGAUGCAAAGAUAAUGCAUACCUGCUGGACAGUGAGUGCAUCAGGCACCGACCGUGUUUCCCUGGCCAUGGAGUAUACAAACCGGGCACGAAUGUCUCAAAUGUUAUGUGCAAGCGGUGUGUAAAUGCAUACUCUGAUGUAACAUCAAGCACUGCCACUUGUAAACCCCACACAAACUGCCUUGCCAAGAACUUGACAGUGAUAGCCUUUGGUAAUGUCAGUGCUGACAACGUUUGUGGUCCAAAGCCCAUUAGGUCUGUUACAAAACCAAGUUUACAGAAUGACAAGGUCACUGAGAACAUAUCUAGCUCUGGGACAGACAAAAACAGUGAACCUAACAGUUCAGACAAGUCCACUGGCUGUUGGUGUUGGACAACUGAAAGAAUUGCAAUUGUCUCUGUGAUCGGGGUGUGCCUUUUAACAUUUACAGUACUGGGUUGGAGUUUGUACUUCAAAAAGAAGAAAAAGUUUAAAAGGCAUAUAGCAGAUUUAACUCAGGUGGACAAAAAAUGGAUGUUUUCAUGCAGAAAGACAGGAGACAGGAAAAAUGCAUUGCAUUUGGUGGCACAGAUGAUUGGGAAAGACUGGACACAGCUCCUUGGAGAACUUGGUUUUACCAAAGACUGGAGGAACAUACGAGAAGAACACAGAGAUGUCUACAACCAGGCCCUGGAGGGGCUCAGGCUGUGGACUCAAUGGGAAGAGGAGUCCUCACUUGAGCUCCUGAAAAAAGCAGCCAAAGGCAUUGACAGAAAUGACAUAUGUGAGACCCUGGAUCUACUAGAGCGAGAGAUAAAUAAAAAGGCUUACAAAGAUAAGGACUCGCCCCACAUUUUACAGUGCAUCAGAGAACGCAAAUCAUCAGUAGGCACUUCAAAUCAGAAGGAAUACAAGAAACAACUGAAGAAGCCUCUGUUACAAUCAAUUCCCAAUUGAAAUGAACUCCCCA
Molecule: messenger RNA, 1417 nt
Organism: Erpetoichthys calabaricus (reedfish)
Lineage: Eukaryota; Metazoa; Chordata; Cladistia; Polypteriformes; Polypteridae
Exons: 6
Coding region: 154-1404 (416 amino acids)
Biological process (GO): negative regulation of myelination; negative regulation of T cell proliferation; signal transduction
Cellular component (GO): membrane
Molecular function (GO): transmembrane signaling receptor activity; protein binding
Source: RefSeq, a predicted model, not a curated record